UGGGGUUUUUUCCUGAGUUGGGAAAGGGGAGCGGAAGGGAUGCAGGUGCAAGCAACAGGAAAGAAAAGUCGUGCCGCGGGAUCCCGGGAAGGGAAAAGCCUCUUUCCAUAGCCAAAUGAAUAAAGGCCUUUUUUUAAAGUCAGAAGUGAUUCAAGAGAAGAGUAAGGAGUUGGAAGAGCAGGACUGAGAAGGACCUCGAACUGGCAAGAGAGCAAUGAAAGACCCCCUUCUCCUCCAAGCUGGGCAUAGUGUUGAAUUCUGGGAAAGAGCUAUCCCAGAGAUCCUAACUAAGGAUACCAUGACCUCAGACAUACAUUGCCGACAUUUCUGGCAGUUCCGCUACCAUGAAGCAGAUGGGCCCCGAGAGGUUUGCAGCCAGCUCCAUGGACUUUGCAUCCACUGGUUGAAGCCGGAGAGGCACACCAAGAAGCAGAUAUUGGACCUGGUGAUCUUGGAGCAGUUCCUGGCCAUCCUGCCCCAGGAGAUGCAGUUCUGGGUCAGAGGAUGUGGACCAGAGACCAGUUCCCAGGCGGUGGCCCUGGCCGAAGGUUUCCUCCUGGGUCAGGCAGAGGAGAAGAUGCAGGCAGAACAGAUGUGGGGACCAUCUAUGAAGGUCGAAGCUACAUUUCCUGAGGUGGAAGGAGCUUCUUUGGAGCAAGGACAAAGUGCACAAGCCCAGGAGCAUCCCCAAGAUGCCCUCUCCUGUGGCAGUGAAGAGACGCUGUUGAACUGUCAUCUUUUCAGAGGUGUGGACAUGACUGCUUUACCUACAUUCCAGUGUCCCUUUUCUUUUGAGGAGGUGUCUGUCGGUUUCACCACAGCAGAAUGGGCCCUGCUGGAUCCAGGCCAGAGAACUCUCUACAGGGAAGUCAUGCUGGAGAACUAUGGGAAUAUAAUCUCUCUGGCAGAGGAUGAUCAGAGCAACAAGGAGGGUGAGGAACAUGAUCAGCAGUUGCCAGAUGGAGUUAGAAAUGAAGACUUGAAAGAAAACAACAGGAAUCAACACAGACCUAAGAGAAAGAAAGGCGGCCAUAAGGUUGAGAAGCGAAAUGGAACAAAGUGUAAUGUACAUUUUUUAAAGCAGAAGAAAAUGAAGGCACGUACAUGCAUUCAGUGUGGAAAGUACUUCAGAAACAGAUCACAGCUUCUUGUGCACCAAAGAAUACACACAGGGGAGAAACCUUUUGCAUGUUCAGACUGUGGAAAGAGAUUCGGUUGGCACGGCCAUCUUCAAGGGCACCAAAGAACCCACACAGGGGAGAAACCUUUUGAAUGUUCAGAGUGUGGAAGGAGAUUCAGUGAGAAUGGCAGUCUUCAAAGACAUCAGAGAACCCAUACUGGGGAGAAACCUUUUGAAUGCUCUGUGUGUGGAAAGAGAUUCAGUCAGAGUUUCCAUCUUCAGAUGCAUCAGAGAAGCCACACAGGGGAGAAACCUUUUGACUGCUCAGAGUGUGGAAAGAGAUUCAGUCGGCACGACCAUCUUCAGGUGCACCAAAGAACCCAUGCAGGAGAGAAACCUUUUGAAUGCUCUGAAUGUGGAAAGAGAUUCAUUCGGCAUGACCAUCUUCAAGUGCACCUACAAACCCAUGCAGGGGAGAAAGCAUUUGAAUGUUCAGACUGUGGAAAGAGAUUCUGGUUGAGUGGUGAUCUUCAAAAGCAUUGGACAACCCACACAGGGGAAAAAUCUUUUGAAUGUUCAGAGUGUGGAAAGAGAUUCUGGUUGAGUGGUGAUCUUCAAAAGCAUUGGACAACCCACACAGAGGAGAAACCAUUUGAAUGUUCAGAGUGCGGAAAGAGAUUCAGGUUGAGUGGUGAUCUUCAAAGGCAUCAGAGAACACACACAGGGGAGAAACCUUUUGAAUGCUCAGAGUGCGGAAAAAGAUUCAGGUUAAGUGGUGAUCUUCAAAAACAUCAGAGAAUCCACACAGGGGAGAAACCUUUUGAAUGCUCUGAGUGUGGAAAGAGAUUCAAAUUGAGUAACAGUCUUCAAAGGCAUCAGAGAAUCCACACAGGGGAGAAACCGUUUGAAUGCUUUGAAUGUGGAAAGAGAUUCAGUCAGAGUUUUCAUCUUCAGUUGCAUCAGAGGAGCCACACAGGGGAGAAACCUUUCAACUGCUCAGAGUGUGGAAAGAGAUUCAGUAGAUACGGCCAUCUUCAAGUGCACCAAAGUAUCCACAAAGAGGAGAAAGCAUUUGAAUGCUCAGAGUGUGGAAAGAGAUUCUGGUUGAGUGGCAACCUUCAAAGGCAUUGGAGAAUCCACACAGGGGAGAAACCUUUUGAAUGUUCAGAGUGUGGAAAGAGGUUCUGGUUGAGUGGCGAUCUUCAAAGGCAUCGGAAAACCCACACAGGGGAGAAACCUUUGGAAUGCUCAGAAUGUGGAAAGCGAUUCAGUCGGGGUGGUGAUCUUCGAAGACAUCAGAGAACCCACACAGGGGAGAAACCCUUUGAAUGCUCAGAGUGUGGAAAGAGAUUCAAUCGGAGUGGCAAUCUUCAAAGUCAUCAGAGAACCCACACAGGGGAGAAACCUUUUGAAUGCUCAGAGUGUGGAAAGAGAUUCAGUCAGAGUGGCCAUCUUCAAAGGCAUCAGAGAAGCCACACAAGGGGAAAACCUUUUUGAAUGUUCAGAGUGUGAAAGAGGUUAGUUGGAGUAGCCAUCUUCAGCUGUAUUAAUUAACCCAUGCAGUGGAGAAACUUUUUGAAUGUUCAGAGUUUCAGUAGGAGUGGCCAUCUUCAAGAGCAUCUAAAAACCCACACAAGGAGGAACCAUGUACCUUCUUAGCCCAUUAAAGCAGCUUUUCUCGUAUUCCACAUCCAAAAAUAAUCACACACCAUAGAAAGCACUGAUACUAUAUAAACACUUGUAGAAAGCUUGAAUCAAAACAAAUCUUUCUCUAAGCAGGAAGAAAUAUUAAAAAUACUUAAACUGUGGAAGGAGCUUUUGUUUUAUUUUUAUCUUUCCCCCCUUAAAGCUAAUAGUGUUAAAUGGACACUACACAUUUUCCCCUUCAGGCAGUUGACAACCUUAGAUUAAGUGUUUCUUCCUGAAUCAGGGAAAACCAAACUCAGCUAAAGAAAGGUCAUUAAUGAGGUUAUUGUUUGUAUCAGGUUUGUAUCAGACUUUGUGUUCUCAGUGGUUUGUGGAGAUUUUAAAUAAGUUGGGCUUCAUUAAAUGCGUCAAAGGAU
This is a messenger RNA of Heteronotia binoei (common prickly gecko), 3183 nucleotides long. Its product is annotated as zinc finger protein 431-like. The transcript is spliced from 6 exons. The coding region runs from base 215 to 2617 and encodes 800 amino acids. The record is from RefSeq and is a predicted model, not a curated record. Gene Ontology annotation, molecular function: RNA polymerase II cis-regulatory region sequence-specific DNA binding; DNA-binding transcription factor activity, RNA polymerase II-specific. Gene Ontology annotation, biological process: regulation of transcription by RNA polymerase II. NCBI's taxonomy places the organism in Eukaryota, Metazoa, Chordata, Lepidosauria, Squamata, Gekkonidae.